AUCUGUUGGCAACGCUGAUUCAUAAGAGAGAAUGGAAACAUCCGAAUCCGGCUUGAACUGCGUGUACUGGUAUGUAUGGACGGCAGUUUUGCUAAAUGAACGACUUUUAUGAAGAAACAGUCUUCUAUGUAAUAUGAAACGAAGAAAAUUAGUCAAUCCCUAACCAUGCAGUGUCUAUAGUCACGCAAUUAACUUCUUAGUGAUAACAGCCUAAUAUAAAUAGAAUUUUUUUAAUAAGACGGCAUGUUUGUAAGAGUCUGGUUGCGAAUUCUCACGGGGCAUGAAUGAGGAAGAAUUAUUGAAACGGUCUGCUGCAGAGCGAGAUAGAAUAUUUAGCUGCUAUGACCGUGGCAGAGAAAAUGGAGCAGAAAUUGAUUCAUGGGAAGAUCCUGCAUACGAAGUAUACCAUACAACAGACAGAUAUGGAUUUAUACAUGACAAACGAUUGCCACAAAAGCCGGACCCGAAUGAAAUUAAAUGUCAUCGGGUGGAAAUGGAAAGACUAAAAAAAUGGGAAAAAAUGACAAAACAGUGGGAUAGUUCUUCUACAAAAGAAAAAAUACGACGUAGGGUAUAUAAAGGAAUUCCUAAUAGAUUUCGUGGUCAAGUUUGGGCAUUGCUUUUGGGAAUAAAAAGUUUAAAAAGAGAGCAAGCCGGUAAAUAUGAUGAAAUGUUACAACUUGCGCGUCAGUGGUCUACUGAAAUAAGACAGAUCGAUGCUGAUGUAGCUAGACAAUAUAGAGAUCAUAUCAAUUAUAGAGAGAGAUAUAGUAUAAAACAACGAUCCAUGUUUUAUGUCUUGGCUGCUUAUAGCAUGUAUAACAUGGAAGUAGGCUAUUGUCAGGGAAUGUCUGUAUUAGCUGGAUUACUUUUAUUAUAUAUGGAUGAAGAGGAUGCAUUUUGGGGUCUUUCUGUAUUGCUGGCUGAUAAGAAGUACACUAUGCAUGGAUUUUAUGUUGAUGGAUUUCCAAAACUGAAUCGUUUUAUUGAACACCAUGAUAAAAUCAUGAAUAAGUUUUUGCCAAAAUUAAAACGGAAGCUUGAUAAAUGUGGCUGCGAUUCCAUUCUUUACGCAUUAAAAUGGUUCUUUGUUGUUUUUCAAGAAAGGACACCCGUCAGUCUGGGUCUUCGAAUUUGGGACAUAUUUUUAUUAGACGGCGAUCGUAUUUUACCGGCAAUGGCAUACACGAUCAUGAAAAUGCAUAAACGUUUUCUUAUGCCAAUGGAAAGUCUAGAUGAGUUUUGUAAUUAUUUGCAAAUCAAACUCGAAAAAGAUUUUUGUUUUGAUGAUGACACAGUAAUAAGUACUAUGGAACGUAGUAUGGAAGAAUUAAAACGUUCUAAAUUGGAUUAUCCUGGUCCAGCCUUACCACACGAAUUACCACGGUUUCCAUUUGGUACAUUCAAAGAACCUUCAUUUGCAAGCAAGGUUGGAAGACGAACAGAAGAAUUUAGUGAAGCACAGCAUGCAAUGCGAGAAUCUAUAACACAACGUAGGGAUUUAGUGAUCGCCGAAGAUGGUAGAGAAAGUACAACUCCAGUUGAACCAACUGAUUGUGGUCUUGGCGGAAGCAAAUUCUCACUUGAUCCGAAUCUUGACGAUGGAGCCUCUCCCAAUGGCUCGCGACGGUCAUUGGCAGACACGUCUGUAACCUCGACAGCCGACCUUUCCGUAUUUAGUUCGGCAACACGGUGUCAAGCGUUAGACAAUAGUCUCGAUACUCAAAGUAAUAUUUCAAAUGCUAGCUCGGGCAGCGGUGGCUUACCUACGCCCAAAGCAACACCUCCUCAACCGAGUCCAGAUGUUGUACGAAUUUAUGUAUCAUAUAGUUCACCCAUAUCUGAUUCAUACAAAGAUGAUCUUCCACGUACACUCCCACGGUCUUUAGAGACCAACAGGAUUCGUAUACGAGUCGAUCCCGAUCAAACGCCAAUAGUGGAAAAUCUCAAACCAUUUUCAUUAGAAAGUUCGGAAAUUGAAUUGGACUUGAAAUAAUUUAUUCUCUUAAAAAGCAAAACAUAAUUCCAUAUGCAAAAAAAAGUUCAUGAAAUUGAUAGUUGCGGGUAAACUAAACCAGACGGUUCUCUUAGAUUUUAAUGAUAGGUUGUAUGCGUGUAAAUUUUAUUCUAUCAAUGCAAAACAAGAAUUAUAAAUGAUUGUACACAUAAAUGAUUUACAUUUAUUGAUUAAGAUAUUGAGUUACCAAUUAUUGUCAAACUAAAAACUACAAGAAAUUGCAGAAUAUUCUUUUCAUGUUUCUUAAGAUAUUUUAAUUUUUACAUUCAUUAAAAAAAUGAAAUUUUGUUUUCAAAUUUUUAAAUUCCACUUUCUAUGGGUCACCGUACAAUAAAGACAAUUUUAAAUCAGCUGCCUUAUUAACUUAAUGUUGUAAUCCUAUAUAUGUCGCUUCUUAAACAAAAUAUUUAUGCAUAUGUGUAUCCUGCAUCGGUAGAAUAAAAUUUAAGAUCAAAAAUUUCAUUAAAAUUUGUUUGCAUCAACUAGAUACUCCUUGGUAUUAAACACUGAUUUAGAUGAACAGAAUUCUAAAUCUGUACUGUAUUAUAAAUUCGAAUAUGCACAUACUAUUGCCUUUUUCUUUAAAGUAGUAAUUAUGGAAUUAAUGAUAAACGUGAUAUAUCCUGAUAUUUCUUGUUCGAAUAUAAAUCAGUGUAUGUUAUGUGCACUAGUCACGAAAAAUUAUAGCAGUUCGUGCUUAAUGAGACUUCUACACUUUUGCAAUGGCCUAAUUUAUGUUCAUAGGGAAAAUAGAAACAGUUGAAACUUAUGCUAUAGAGAAUUAUAAUUUUCAGUCCAUUAUUUCUAAUUAACAAUCAAUGAGAACUUGAAUAACGAAGUUAUAUUCGUGUUCCUUAUUGAUUAAUUAUAAAAAUAAUUGCAUAAUAUUUAUCAUGUGUCAAAUUAUAUCGUACGAAAUUAUACUUAACAAUAAUAAGAAGAUGAUGGAACUUUAUGCAAAGGAAAACGAAUAUAUAUUAAAAUAAACUGUAAUAUGUAGUAAAAUAUCUAAAGUGACGAAAUUUUAAAGUAUUAUAUGAAUAUAUUAUAUGUAAGGCAUUGCAACAUUACGAAUAGGAGUAUAAACAUUUAACAUAAUGUAUAGAUAAUUUCUGUAAAAUAUGUGUUUCUAAAUCGCUCCAUUUAACAAACACCAUACAAAAUAUUUUGAAACCUACUAUAAAUUGGCCAUUAUAUAUACAUACGAAUAUGAGUCAAUUUUUCAUAGUAAAUAUAAUACUAAAAUCAAUAUUUUUGUUACAACACUAUAAACAUAUAAAAUCUUUUGAAUAGUUAUUAUUAUAUUUUCAGUAUUGUGUAUACUUCUCUGAAAAUUUCUAUAACUAUUGCAUAUGUCUUAAAUGAGUAUACAUAAAGUUCCAUACUCUAGAAAUAUUUAACAAGUAAUUAACCACACAUUAUAGGUAUCUUCUGUAAUGCAAACAAAAACAGAAUUAUUUUCUUUAGUUGAUUAUAAAUAGAUGAAAAUCAAAAUGUUAUUGUUUUAGAAAUUAAUUUCAUGUAAAUUUCAAAAGUAGUACAUACAUUCAGUACUACUACUACUUUCACCACUGAAACUUGCAACAUUCUUUAUCUCUCUUCAGAUAUUUUCACCGGAUUAACUUGUAUAUUGCUGAUAUAAUUUAAGGAUCCUAAAGUGUCUAAGACGAUUCAUUAAUCACUUAUUUUAGGUAAGAUCAUGAGUUGGUGACAUAAUUUAAUAUAAUUUUGAUAAUUAAUAAAAAAUUUUAAGAUUUUAGUUGAUAGAUUGAAUGAUUAUUAUAAAAUAAUAAUCAUAUUUUUCAAAAGUUACAUUCUAGAAGUACGUUAAGUAUUAUACUGCCACAGUACUAUUAGUCCUUUUUUAUCUUAAGUUUUGCUUCUUUUUAUAAAGAUAAACGACAUAUAUACCAUUGUAUAUACGUAGCAUUUACCAAGGAAGGCAAUCUUUCAUUGCAUAUUACUUGGAGAAGAUGUCUAAAAUAGAAAAAACUCAUUGUCAGAAUUUUUGCUGUGGAAUGUGAAUAUUGAACAGUCUUCUAAUAUGCAACAAUAUUUAUUGUUUAAAUGUACAAAAAGCCGUUUAGGUAAACGUAAUUGUAAUAGAAACAUGCUUUUUAAUCUAUUGGUUCUGUAAAACAUUCCUAAUCGUACAGUAUUCCUCGAUGUAUAUAGAAUAUAAAACCUAUGGCUAUCAACCUGACAGCAAUCACUUGUUAUAUCUAAUAUAAUAAGGUAAUAUUUGUUAAAUAAAUAUUAAAUGUUAAUGAUUUGAGUCUUUAUUGCAUUGUAAAGGAAUUCAAGCACACAAUGUACAGUUUUAUGGUAACUCUUUCUUGUGGUUGCAUGACACUAAAUUUUUCAGAAUGUGAAAUACAUUAAUUAAAAUUGUAAGUCAAAUAUGGAAUUGUAAAAGUAUAACAAAAAUCCAAUACAAAUUCAGAGAAUUACAUAAAUUUAGAAACAUACAUUCCUUUGUGCGACAUUCAUCUCUUAUUUGUUAAUUUUUAAGUCUAUAUAUUUUAAAUACUACCUUUAUACAUUUACCUUUCGUAUUGAAUUUAAUGUAAAGUGUAAACUUCUGUCAAUUACAAACGUCACAAAUGCUCCCACGUGGUUUUUAGUUACGUUGAUAAUGUACAAAAAUGGUAAGAAAUUAUAAAAUUUCUUAAGAUACUUUACUUACUUUUUACAAACGCUUAUAUUGCAAUAUCAAAGACAAUUAAUUUUAGUACGUUCGCGUAAUAAAAAAUUAUUAAUUUUCUAUUCCUUUGCUAAAACAAAAAAUUUACUACUCAAAUAUUAAUGAAAAAUAAAUAGAUUCAAUAACAAAUACUACCUAAAACUUCAUCGAAAGAUAAUACUAACGAAAAAUUGGCCUCUGUGCCGUAAUAUGAUGGGUAUAAUUGUGUAUAGUAGUAAAUGUUCUCCUGUAAUCUGAAGGUGAUAAUUUGUUUUAAAUUAGAUUAUGAUAAAUGUAACUUCAGCAAAGAGAUUGCAAUGUCUUUAUUAAAUCAGAGAACGAAACAGCGCUACAUAUAUGUAAUUGCUUAUAGUACAAGGUUUUUUUAUUUAAAAAUAACAUAUUGAUUGUUUUGUUCAUUAUUCACAUUCGUCUUGUAUCACUAUAUAGAUGAAUUGAAGUUCAAAUGUAAUACCUGAUGAAACAUUUAUGUAAUAUUUAAAAUUGUAGUUCAAGUGGAUAUUUUUUUUAUACAAGAAUUAAAAAAAUAUGCGAUAUAGUAUAGGCUUUUGUGUAUUAUUCAUAGGAUAUUUAGAAAGAAAGACGAAAUCUAAUGACGCAAUACUCAUAUAACUCUCAAUGCCUGAUAAACCACGUUGUAUAUUGAUUGAAAUCAUCGAAAUAGUAAAUAAAAAAUAUGAAUUGAACAUUUGUUUCUUUUCAGAAGUUCUUCUUAUUAACCAAUAUUCAGCUAUUCAUUUUUUUACAAAAUCACUUUUAUUUUAACUAGAAUUUAACUUCUAAAUGUUUAUUUUUAAAAUUACGAGAACAUCACAGGUGUAUCUAUAGUUACCAAUUAUUAAUUUUACACGGCGAGGUUCAAUACGUAUGUAAUUCAUUGAAAAUAUCCACGAACCCUAUUGUCACAAAUAUAAAUUUAAUUUUUUCUGUACUGUACUGUCGUUUAUAUUUGUUUAUACAUAUCUCCUAUGAGUACCAACGUAUAAAUACCGCAGAAAAUACUGGUUUCGUAUAUCUAAAAAAAAUAGAUAUUUUAGUAUUUAUAUAAUAAUGUUAAAUAAAAAGAUUCUGUUCAAUUUUCGAUAUAAAACAUAUUUAUCAGUGACACAUAAAACCAAAAGGAAAAUAAACAUAUGUAAUAGUUGGUAUAAUUGCCAUUAAAAUCAACUUUCAAUGAAUAUGCAAUAUAAAUGCAAAUGUAGCAUACUAAUAAAUUUACUAUAGGGUAAAAAAUAUGUAACACAAAAUUGAUUUCUCUGCUGGCCUCUCGAAUACAAAUUAA
Molecule: messenger RNA, 6003 nt
Organism: Nomia melanderi (Alkali bee)
Lineage: Eukaryota; Metazoa; Arthropoda; Insecta; Hymenoptera; Halictidae
Gene: RN-tre
Product: Related to the N terminus of tre oncogene
Biological process (GO): regulation of GTPase activity
Molecular function (GO): GTPase activator activity; small GTPase binding
Source: RefSeq, a predicted model, not a curated record